Messenger RNA from Lacerta agilis (Sand lizard), 1679 nucleotides. RefSeq names its product solute carrier family 2 member 11 (gene SLC2A11). Gene Ontology annotation, biological process: monosaccharide transmembrane transport. Gene Ontology annotation, molecular function: hexose transmembrane transporter activity. The transcript has 12 exons. NCBI's taxonomy places the organism in Eukaryota, Metazoa, Chordata, Lepidosauria, Squamata, Lacertidae. The record is from RefSeq and is a predicted model, not a curated record. Bases 68 to 1582 code for a protein of 504 amino acids. Gene Ontology annotation, cellular component: membrane.
CCCUCCUCCUAGCCGGCCGGCACCUGCCGGGAGAGCCGAGGAGGGAAGCCGAGCCGGGCCGAGCAGGAUGCCAGACGGAGCCCCGCAGCCUCAGCAGCCACCGCGUCGCCAGCUUCAAGGCCGGGUCUUGAUCCUGACGGUCUGUGCUGCUGGAAUUGGGGGCACAUUCCAAUAUGGAUACAACCUCACCAUCAUCAAUGCCCCAACCACAUACAUCCAGAGCUUCACAAAUGAGACGUGGCUGGAGCGGACGGGCAGCCCUCUGGAGGAGAAGGUGAUCACCCUGAUCUGGUCCUUUGUGGUCUCCAUCUAUCCUUUGGGGGGGCUCGUGGGAGCCCUCCUCGCGGGCCCCAUGGCCAUUAAGCUGGGAAGGAAGAAAUCUUUGCUGCUGAACAACUUGUUUGUGGUCUUGGCUGCGGUGCUGGUGGGAUUCAGCCAAAUGGCCAAAUCCUUUGAAAUGAUCUUGCUGAGCAGAUUUCUUACAGGAAUCAAUUCUGGUGUGGGCAUGAACAUCCAGCCCAUGUACCUGGGAGAAAGCGCCCCCAAGGAGCUCCGUGGAGCCGUUGCCCUGACGUCUGCAUCCUUCACGGCCCUGGGGUUGGUGAUGGGACAGGUGGUUGGACUGAGAGAAAUUUUAGGAGCGGAGGAAAACUGGCCUCUCCUCCUGGCCAGCAAUGCAGUGCCUGCUCUGAUCCAGCUGGUCUUGCUGCCCUGGGCCCCGGAAAGCCCCCGGUACCUAUUGAUCGACCGAGGAGAUGAGGAAUCUUGCAUCUGUGCUUUGCAGAAGCUGCGGGGAAGCAACGACCUGGGCGGGGAGAUGAAGGAGCUGCUGGCCGAGCAGGCGGCCCUCCGAGGGGUGACAGCCAAGGCCCCCUGGGAGCUCUUUGGGGAUCCGGCCGUGCGGUGGCAGCUGAUCACCAUCAUCGUCCUCACUAGCGCCAUGCAGCUCUGCGGUAACGACUCUAUGUACUCCUAUGCCUCCAACGUUUUCCAAGAGGCUGGAAUCCCUUACGACAAGAUCCAGUACAGCAUAAUCGGCACCGGCAGCUGCGAGCUGAUCACCGCCAUGACUUGUAAUCUGAUCAUUGAGCAUGUCGGACGAAGGAAGCUGGUGAUGGGCGGAUACAGUCUCAUGUCUGUGUGGGCCAUUGUCUUCAUGGUGGCCCUGUCUCUGCAGGACCAAUACAGAUGGAUGCCUUACCUCAGCAUGUCCUGCAUCUUCGCCUACAUCCUGAGCUUUGGAAUUGGGCCAGCCGGCGUGACGGUGAUUAUGCCCAUGGAGAUUUUCGACCAGGUAUCUCGCCCAGCUGCUUGCAUGAUCUGUGGUUCUCUGCUGUGGGCCAACUUGUUCGUGGUGGGCAUGGUGUUUCCUUUCCUUGUGGAAGGCCUUGGCCAUUACUGCUACGUCCCCUUCUUCACCGUCUGCGUCUCUGCCACUCUCUAUGUCGCUUUCUUCCUCCCCGAGACCAAAGGGAAAUCCUUUCUGGAAAUCUCGGAGGAAUUCAACAAGCGGAACUUCAAAGCGCAGACUCGUGAGGAAUCCAGGAGCCUUUCCGAGGAAACAAAGUCCACCAUGUUGUAGCCCCCCAAAGGAUGGAGGAGAACGGCAGGGACACGGGGAGGGAAAGUUGGUUUUGUGUCACCAGGCAGAUCUAUCCCUCUCUUCCCCCACCCCAAAA